Lottia gigantea (owl limpet) is the source of this 1089-nucleotide messenger RNA. RefSeq lists its product as hypothetical. Bases 14 to 1051 code for a protein of 345 amino acids. Gene Ontology annotation, molecular function: RNA endonuclease activity. The transcript is spliced from 6 exons. The record is from RefSeq and is a predicted model, not a curated record. NCBI's taxonomy places the organism in Eukaryota, Metazoa, Mollusca, Gastropoda, Lottiidae.
GAAAAAGCUAAAGAUGGUUAACAGUGCAACUUUCGUGAUUUUUUUGGCAACACACUUUAUUUUCGGUGAAGGAGCUACUCAUAAAGAUCGAUGUAUAGAUAGGUGUGGUUUUGAUUAUGAUUCCCGAUAUGAUUGUCACUGUAACAGCCAAUGUGAGACGUUUGGGAAUUGCUGUUCCGACUACUGGACAAUAUGCAAAGCUGGUGGCGUGGUUCACACACAUCAUCCACAAGUCGUGACUGUAUUGCCUUUAGGAAAGUACACUGGAAGUGAAACUGGUAUAGCUCAACAAUUAUGGGACGCUGAUGUUAACAGAUUUGGUCCCGCAGAUCUAAAGAUAAACCUUCAAGGUCAUACCGGAAGAGGUCCUGGAAGUGAUCAUGCAACCUCUAAAUUAUUUACCUAUGUAAAUGUAAGAAAGCUUCAAAGUCCAACCUAUAAAACUUUGUUAGCUCUGUGGGACAACUAUCAUACUAGUGAAUCGCAACACGAAUCAACCACCGCUCAACAUCAAAAUGAAAUAAACGCUUUUCUUGAUGCUGUCAUGAAUACUAAAGUUAUGCAAUUAGCCUACAGUUAUCUUACAACUUUCAAGCAUUUUAUUGGAGAUCAACAUGCUUUCAAGGCCAAACUUCAACAACUUUGGUUUGCCUUGUACUCUAGAUCGAGCAAUGGGCCAAAGAAUAGCUGUGGAUUUGAACACAUUUUCCUGGGAGAAUUCAAAGGCUCAUCUGUGUCAGGCUUUCACAACUGGGUUAGGUUUUAUAAAUUGGAAUCUAGUGGUAGAAUUGAUUACAAAGGCUACAUCAAUAAAAAAGAACCUUUUCUAAUUGAGUUUACCUUCACUUGGGAUGGAAAAUGGAAACCAAUCAGUUCAUUUUUUAUUGGAACCAGUCCUGAAUUUGAUAUGGCUUUAUCUACUAUAUGUAUGUUAACUGCGCCCAAUAGAGCCUGUAAAUAUACUAUACAGGGACAACAUUUUAGAAUCCAAACUUAUGAUAAUACUCAUGUGAGUGGAUUACAAGUUGCAUCAGCAUACCCCGAAAUGUAAAUAAAACAGCUUGCUCUACUAAAUGGGCCUGCAUCGUG